Messenger RNA from Symbiodinium pilosum, 378 nucleotides. The record is from the annotation of a GenBank genome assembly. NCBI's taxonomy places the organism in Eukaryota, Dinophyceae, Suessiales, Symbiodiniaceae.
AUGCUACAAAAGCUCACCCUGAACCCUCAACCCCAAACCCUAAACCUCAUUGAUCAUUUAAGUUUGGACUUCUCCGUGCUGCGUACGCUGCGGAUCCCCUUUGCCUCCUUCGCUUGGCGACUUCUGCACGACGUGCCGCUUCCCUGGGUGACCAUGAUGGCCAGCAGGCCAGCUGUGCGGGAGGGCAUGACUUCUUCACGCGCGGCGUCCUGCGACUCUGAGUCGAAGACGCUGACUGCCGACCUCCUGUACGAGAACAACCUACAAGGAUUGCAGCACUUGUCCUCCAGGGCCGGCCUGGUCGUAACACCAGGCGGCUUUGUAACCUCCUCGGGCUGCACAGUGAGAAGCCGCGUGGGUCCUGGCAUGCGAGAGCUA